CAUAUUUACAAAACCCCUCCUCUGCUUCGGCUCCAUAUCUUUCAAAACCCUAGGAGAGAGAGCAAGCUCGAGUCACUCUAAAAAUGGUCCAGCGGCUAACUUACCGCAAGCGGCACAGCUAUGCCACCAAAUCCAAUCAGCACCGCGUUGUCAAAACCCCUGGAGGGAAGUUGGUGUACCAGACUACCAAGAAGAGAGCUAGUGGCCCCAAGUGUCCUGUAACUGGCAAGAGAAUUCAAGGGAUUCCUCACUUGAGACCUGCUGAAUAUAAGAGGUCUAGAUUAUCUAGAACCAGGAGGACUGUGAACCGGCCUUAUGGGGGCGUAUUAUCUGGAAGUGCUGUCAGGGAAAGGAUCAUUCGUGCCUUUUUGGUCGAAGAGCAAAAGAUUGUUAAGAAGGUAUUGAAGAUUCAGAAGGCCAAGGAAAAGCAAGCCACAAAGAGUUAAGACUGAGAAGUUUAGUGGAUUGCAAGAUACUUUUAGAGUAUUUGUUAUGGACAAUGAUAUUGAAUCUUGGAAAGUAAUUUAGGUUUUCCAUUUUGGAUUUGGAUUUGUAUUUUGCUUUUGAUGGUAUGAACAUGAUUUACUCCACCUUGUCGACAAGUCCAUUGUGUUACUGUUUUAUUUUUCGUUAUCCUUUCUGUUCA
Pistacia vera is the source of this 646-nucleotide messenger RNA. RefSeq names its product 60S ribosomal protein L34-like. The record is from RefSeq and is a predicted model, not a curated record. Lineage: Eukaryota; Viridiplantae; Streptophyta; Magnoliopsida; Sapindales; Anacardiaceae. Bases 84 to 446 code for a protein of 120 amino acids. The transcript has 4 exons. Gene Ontology annotation, cellular component: ribosome; cytosolic large ribosomal subunit. Gene Ontology annotation, molecular function: structural constituent of ribosome. Gene Ontology annotation, biological process: ribosome biogenesis; translation.